CUUGCCACUUCCUUCUCCUCCACUUUCUCUACAUUUCACUGUUCAUAAAACGAAAGAGAAGACGAGCAAUUUAAUUAAUUAACCUUAACCAUGUCGAGCAAGCUCAGGAAGGCGAUAGGGGCAGUGAAAGACCAGACGAGCCUCGGCAUUGCCCUGGUAGCCAAAAACAACUCCUCAAACCUGGACAUUGCAGUGCUCAAGGCCACAACCCAUGACGCAAUCCCAGUAGAUGAAAAAUACCUGAUCGAGAUUCUCCAACUCACUUCCUCUUCCAAGCACUACGCUGCUGCCUGUGCCCAGGCCAUCGCCAAGCGCAUCGGCCGAACCAGGAAAUGGAUAGUGGCACUCAAGUCGCUAAUGCUCGUCCUCCGUAUCUUCCAAGAUGGAGACCCUCACUUCCCACGUGAAGUCCUUCUCGCCAUGAAACGAGGCGCCAAGAUCCUCAACCUUUCCAGCUUCCGCGACGACUCCAACUCAAGCCCAUGGGACUACACCGCCUAUGUUCGCACCUUUGCCCUCUAUCUGGACAAGCGUCUCGAGGGUUUCCUCACGGGCAAACUCCAGCGCAGGGCUGUCUAUAAGGAACAGCAAAACAAACGCAGCAAUGAUCGCAGGAACGAGUCCGUCUGCGACAUGAAACCCCCAGUUUUGCUGGACCGCAUCUCCCACUGGCAGUGCCUUCUCGAUCGGGCCAUCGCUACAAGACCCACCGGUGCCGCCAAAUCUAACCGUCUGGUACAGAUUUCUCUUUAUGCCAUCGUCAGGGAGAGCUUCGAUCUCUACCGCGACAUCUCCGAUGGUCUCGCCCUUCUCCUCGAUAGCUUCUUUCACCUCCAGUAUAAAUCCUGCUCCGCCGCGUUUGAGGCCUGCAUUAAAGCGUCGAAGCAAUUCGACGAGCUAUGUGGGUUUUACACAUUGUGCAAGAACAUCGGUGUGGGACGCAGCUCGGAGUACCCGAGUGUUAAUAAGAUCUCCGAUGAACUCAUUGAUACGCUGAGGGAGUUCCUCAAAGAUCAGGCAUCUUUCCCUUCUGGGAAUCUGCAUAGGCCACCGCUCCAGCCUGCCGCCUACUUGCUUCUCCCUGCGCCAUCACCACCACCACCUGAUUGUUGUGCAUCCACUUCUGGACGGCUCGAGCAUUGUGAGCAGCAAUCCGAUGAGGGAUCCGAUCUUUACGAUCGACGCGCCUCGCUAGAGGAUCUGAUGAGCGUGAUGGACGCUGGAACAAGCCCAUCCAUCUCUACCGAUUUCGACCAAUUUGAGAAACAAUCACAAAUUGAAGAUUUCGCACGUUUGAAUAUGAAUCCUAAUGAAGCUGGGACGGCUUUAAGGGAGAUGGACCUAGUGAUAUUCAGCGAUGAUGAUCAACAACCAUCGGUGUCUGCAGAAACUGAAGACGUGGGAAGCGAAGGAAGAGAAGGGUGGGAGCUCGUUCUGGCGGAGACGGCGAGCGACAUAUCAUCGUCUUCCCAAGUAGUUUCUGGCUUCGAACCCUCGUUCCUGAAUAGCCUUUACAAUCAAGUCCCAGUAGAGCUUCAACAACACAUGUCAUCGUCUUCCCAAGCAGGUUCUGGCUUCGAACCAUCGUUCCUGGGUAGCCUUUACAAUGAGGUUCAGGCCCCAGUACUCCAGCUCCAACAACCCAUCUACAAUCCAUUCCUCCAGGACACCAGUGAGAUCGAUUUGACAUCCACAACUGCCCAUCCACAAGCAGCCAUCGUCCCUGUCGUCGUCUCUACUGACGCCUUUUCUUCGAGCCCCACGUUUGAGGCAACCCCGACUUUCUGUGCUCAGAACUCCAACGACGCCAUGGCACCCAAGUGGCCUCUAGAAGAUGACCCUUUCGCACCCUUUCCUUCUCAAAUUGAUCCAAUCUUGGAUAGUUCCACCAAUCAACAACAGCACCUGCAACGUGAACAGCAAUUGUGGUUACAAAACCAAAACGAAAUUAUAGCUAGGCAUGUAAAUAUUACUUGAUUUUUCCCCCUAAAACCCCCCAAUCUUAAUUCAUAACAGAAUACAUGCAAAGAAAAUGGAAAUUCUCUCUAGCCUU
Messenger RNA from Macadamia integrifolia, 2053 nucleotides. RefSeq names its product clathrin coat assembly protein AP180-like. Bases 91 to 1977 code for a protein of 628 amino acids. Gene Ontology annotation, molecular function: SNARE binding; clathrin heavy chain binding; 1-phosphatidylinositol binding. NCBI's taxonomy places the organism in Eukaryota, Viridiplantae, Streptophyta, Magnoliopsida, Proteales, Proteaceae. The transcript has a single exon. The record is from RefSeq and is a predicted model, not a curated record. Gene Ontology annotation, biological process: vesicle budding from membrane; clathrin coat assembly; clathrin-dependent endocytosis. Gene Ontology annotation, cellular component: clathrin-coated pit; clathrin-coated vesicle.